Molecule: messenger RNA, 738 nt
Organism: Drosophila novamexicana
Lineage: Eukaryota; Metazoa; Arthropoda; Insecta; Diptera; Drosophilidae
Product: tropomyosin
Exons: 1
Coding region: 1-738 (245 amino acids)
Source: RefSeq, a predicted model, not a curated record
AUGAGCAUCGUACUGGUGAUCGGAGUACAGCCCGCGUGCAAUCGCAAAGCGUCUCACCAUAUGAAUAAAUGUCAUAAGCAGGGCGGCGAUCCGGAAUACUGCAAGAUUAACUUGAAAUCCACAAAAAUUGCCUCGAAUGCAGCUAAUGAGGCUACGGCGGCCAAGGAUGCACAAAACUGCGCCAGCGAGGAGGCCAGCCGGCGAGCCAUGAAUCGCUUGGCCGACAAGGCUGAACAGGCCGCUCGAGCGGCUGAGGCUGCACUGAAUGGCAAGAAGCAGUUGCUCGAACAGCUGGAACAGAGUCAGAUCGAAGCCGAUGCUGUCGUAGAGGAGGUCAAAAAGGCGCUAGGACAUAGCAAAUCCAACAUUGAGACGGCUUUGCGCGUGGCCCAGCACAUCAAACAGCAUCUGGAGCUAAUGCAGAACAUCCUGGAAGAGGCAAGAAAUAAUUUAGAGCAGGUUCUGGAAGUUGCAGCCAAUGCCAACACAGAGCUACAGGAAAAGCAAAUGCUGAUAAUAGACAGCAAAAAGCGGGUUGAAGACUUGAACCUUUGCAUGCAAAAAGCCAGAGCUGAUCUUGAUCGGACCGAAGAAAUCGCCAAGAAGGCAGAGAAUGCGGCCGAAGAGGCCAAACAGCGCAUAGAAAACGUACGAAAUAUAUUUAAGAAGAUAAAAAAACUAAAAAGAAACGACCUUAAAUCAUUUAAACGGGUUUUCAGCCGAUUUAUCAAGAUGUGA